GUUGAUGCCAACGUGGGAAUUCGAUUUCAAGCAACGUGUACCGAAGCCUUGCCCGCUAUAAGUCUGGAAUACACUCGACCCGUUUGCUUUAGCUUCCCGAAACUCGAGCUGUGUUUCAACCGUCACGGAAGCGUUGAUCUGCCGUGCUUGCGCAGAAUUGGCUGUUCGUUCUUAGCUUCGGCCCAGGAAGCGUCCCACCAAAAUCGCGCCGAAUUGUUGGUCUCCGCCAAAGAGCAACUCAGGUGUCCCAUUUCACAACUUUUGGGGAAGCCUCGGUGGAUGCAAUAGCAAGAGACGCUCGCUGGCCAUCAAUAGCAAGAGACGCUCGCUGGCCAUUCCAGCCUACGUAGAGCUCGCCACAUUUCGAGACCAUGGCCACUGUCCAAAGCAACGUCUCGCUUCGAGACAAACAGAAAGCGGCUUUGUUUCGUAUGCUCGACCUGCACAAACCAAGCAGAUCAGACACGUCAAAAGAGGAGGGUUUGCUGCCAGAGUCGCUGCCUAUUCUGGCUGGAGAUGAGCCUAUAUGGAAGGUGCUGGUCUUAGAUGCCAGUGGCAUGGCGAUCGUGAGCAGUACGCUGCGAGUUGCCGACUUGAGGAGUAGAGGGGUCACUCUGCACUUGAGCCUCAACAGCCGACGUGCUGCAAUUUCUGAUGUACCAGCAAUCUACUUCGUCGAGCCUACAAAAGCCAACCUUGAUAUCAUAUUAUCCGACCUAAAGGCCGGCCUUUACUCUCCUAUUCAUCUGGACUUCACCUCUUCUGUACCACGCCCACUACUCGAAGAAUUCGCUAGCGAGGUCGCCGCCGCCAACGUAGCCGAGUCGAUCUCUUCGGUCUUCGACAAUUAUGUCAACUUCGUAGUUUCAGAACCGAAUCUCUUCUCGCUCGGCAUCAGCAACGCGUACUCGAUCCUCAACAGUCCGAACACUUCUGAUGAGGAACUCGACGCCACGGUGGAUCGCAUCGUCUCCGGCCUCUUCAGCGUGUGUGUUACCAUGGAGAAAGUGCCCAUCAUACGCGCGCCUAAGGACGGUGCAGCAUCACUUAUCGCACCGAAGCUUGAUCGCAAAUUGCGCGACCAUAUUCUCUCGACCAAAGAACAGUCGUUGUUUGCGGCUGGAUCGUCCUCCGCGAGGCCAGUUCUUGCCAUCAUUGACCGCAACGUUGACGUGACAAGUAUGCUGUGCCAUUCGUGGUUUUAUCAGUCAUUAGUAUAUGACUGCCUUGAUGUUAAGCUCAAUCAAAUCACGGUCGAAGUAACUGAUGACAACGCAAAACCGAUCAAGAAAAACUUCGAUCUAAAGUCCAACGACACGUUCUGGGCUAAGCACGCGGCUGACCCGUUUCCCGAAGCAGCGCAGAAGAUAGAUGAGGAUCUGGCAAAGUACAAAGAUGAAGCCGCGGAAGUAACUCGCAAGACAGGCGCUUCGAGUCUGGAGGAUCUCUCUGGGGACAACGCUGUGGACCCGCAGCACCUGAGAGCGGCACUGACGCUUCUUCCGGAACUAAAAGAGCGCAAGGCGCAAUUGGAUAUGCACAUGACCAUAUUGACUAGCCUUCUGAAAGCAAUUAAAGAUCGCGCCCUUGACCAAUACUACUCGAUCGAAGAAGACAUUGUCGCGAAAAAAGGCUUUACACGUCAGCAACUGCUCGAGUUCUUAGGCUCCGAAGAGAAACGAGGGAAGGACAGUCUGGAUGCAUUGCGUCUAUUCAUCUUCUGGUACCUAAAUGCGGAAAAUGACAUCUCUCGAGCGGAAAUGCAGGCAUUCGAAAGAGCUCUCGUAGCUGCUGGGGCAGAUAUAACGUGUUUGUCGUAUGUCAAACAGCUACGACAGGUUUCAAGGAUGUCCAUGAUGGCAGCUGCUCCCGCAGCUGAGCGAGAACAGACUUCUAUGUCGAGUGAUUUAUUCGGUUCUAUAUCAAGCCGUCUCACGUCGGGCCUCAAAGAUGUCGGUCUCUCAAACGUAGACUUAUCUACCCUCACCAAGGGCUUAAAAAAUCUUAUGCCUAGCUCUAGUGACAUGACAGUGACGCAGAUCAUGCAUGGCUUGCUUGCUCCAACCGAGGCUAGCACGGCCGCAUUGCGAAGGUCUGAGGAUUGGUUAUACUAUGAUCCGCGAUCUGCGCAUGCAAGAGGUAACAUGCCGACAGGAAGAGGCGAUAAAGAACCCAGGCAGAGAGGAAUUGAUGCAAGUUUUGGGAUGCGAAGACAAGGCUUUAGCGAAGCAAUUCUAUUCACCGUUGGUGGAGGAAGCGUGGAGGAGUACACAAACAUCCAAGCGUUUGCACAGCGAAAUAAGGUCGCUGGUGCAGGACCUCGCUACAACAUCGUUUACGGCUCGACGGAGAUCCUCAAGCCUCAAGAAUUUGUUUCUGAGCUCCAACGGCUUGGAAAAGAGACAUCGUAGCAAAAUUGACGAGAUACCAAGAGCAAGACCGACUUGUUUCAAAGCAAAAUGUGGGCUUCUAUUCAUUACUUUUUGGCCCCUACUCUUCCGGCGCCUCUAAAAGCUACACCAACCACGCAAAAUGCUGCGACUGCGUACGCAAAAUCAGCGUAGUUUGCAGCUCUCAAGCCUGCCAGAUACGCAUCGUUAUUUUUCAUCGAAAGAUGCAAACUAUUGCCGACCUCUUUUACAUCGACUCCUUCUCUCUUUGCUGUCACAGCUGUUUGGACAGCCGUGGAUAUCGCCAACCCAAUGGCUCGUCCAAUCUGACCAACGGCGUUUAUCAGAGCACCACCCAGUGCUUGAUCUGCAGGCGGAACACUCUGUGCGGUAAACAAUGUAAGUGUGGGAUAUAGAGUAUCAGCGCCGGAGACUGCCAGUAUCAUCGCGAUGAAGUUCCAGGCCCAGUAUGUUGUAUGCGGCGGGAUCGGCACUGCAAACAAGAGCGAACAUGUUGCUACGCAGAGCGUGCCCCAAAAUAGGAGGUACAUUCCACGAACACGCGACAGCAGAAACCCCGUUGUCAUUGCAGUCAAGAUUCCAACGACACCGGUAGGUAUAAACCGAAGCAUAGUGUCAAUGACAGAUAAACCCUGGUAAUCCUGGAAGAAAAAUGUAGUGAAAACUAAGUAAUUUGAAAACGAGGCGAAGAACAGCAUCAUGAUCAACAUUGCUCCGGAGAACCGCAAGCUCUUGAAGACGGACACCUUCAUCAAGGGAUGUCUACUCGUCAUAUUUUCCUGAUACCAUUGCCAAGCAACAAAAAUACCAACCAUGAGAAUUGAUAUGAUUAUUAGAGCUGGCACCCACGGAGUACUCCAUCCAACAAUGUUGCCUUCUGUCAAUGCGAAGAGGAGCAUAAGCAAAGCAAUAGUAAUGGUUGCUCCACCAAUCCAAUCAACGGAAGCUCUGUUCUCCACGGGCUUAGGAGGCGCUGGCGGAAUCAGAAACCAGCCAGCAGUUGUGACCAGUGCAGCGAGAAUCGCUAUCACCCAGAAUGUCCCUAGGGAUUGUUAGC
Molecule: messenger RNA, 3468 nt
Organism: Verruconis gallopava
Lineage: Eukaryota; Fungi; Ascomycota; Dothideomycetes; Venturiales; Sympoventuriaceae
Exons: 8
Coding region: 372-2411 (679 amino acids)
Biological process (GO): endoplasmic reticulum to Golgi vesicle-mediated transport; intracellular protein transport
Cellular component (GO): Golgi membrane; cytosol
Molecular function (GO): syntaxin binding
Source: RefSeq, a predicted model, not a curated record